Saccostrea cuccullata (small rock oyster) is the source of this 716-nucleotide messenger RNA. RefSeq names its product E3 ubiquitin-protein ligase TRIM45-like. Gene Ontology annotation, molecular function: zinc ion binding. The record is from RefSeq and is a predicted model, not a curated record. The transcript has 2 exons. Bases 170 to 532 code for a protein of 120 amino acids. Lineage: Eukaryota; Metazoa; Mollusca; Bivalvia; Ostreida; Ostreidae.
AAACAACCUAAACAGUGUCAGUAAAAUUCAUUCAUAUUAGCUGGCGUUUUAGUAUUGAUUAUGAAUGACAAGUUUGUACUUGAAGAGUGUGGUAUUUAAACCAAACAGAGUUAGGUAAACGUUUUAGACGAUCGCCAUUUUUCCACAGAAGUGUGUGACGGCGAUAGAGAUGAGUGACUCCAGUGACGAUGAGGAAUGGCAGCUCAGUGUGGCGUCAGAAGACGUGGAGUGUGACGUAUGUGAGUAUGAGGACGUGGCCAUGCAGUGUGAGACCUGCCUCGUCAACCUAUGUAGGGGAUGUGUUCAGAAACACCUGGAGUCAAAGGUAGACGAGAAACACAGCAUCUCCAGAUUUCCCGGCUUCAUCCACCAAUACCCAGCAUGCUCCUCUCAUGAUAACAAACGAUGUGAACUGUAUUGUAAAGAUUGUGACGAUCCCAUUUGCAUCACGUGUAUUACGUCAGAGAAACACCGCGGUCAUGAUUUACAAGACGUCCUGAAAACGUUUCGAGACAGACGAAGAUCAUUUUAAAGUGAUAUUUCUUCAUUUGAAAAGGGCAUAUCAAUGACAGCUUUUGUAAAAUGCAUACUAGUAUAUCAGCUACCAGUGUAUCGAAGACAAUUUUUUUUACGAUUUGUACAUUGUUGAGUUUAAAAGUUUUGUAGAUUGUGCUGUCCAGAAAUGAGCACAAAGAAUAAAAUUGUAGCCAUGGUGA